Messenger RNA from Aedes aegypti (yellow fever mosquito), 1784 nucleotides. RefSeq names its product 72 kDa type IV collagenase. Gene Ontology annotation, biological process: proteolysis. Gene Ontology annotation, cellular component: extracellular matrix. The transcript is spliced from 4 exons. Gene Ontology annotation, molecular function: zinc ion binding; metalloendopeptidase activity. Lineage: Eukaryota; Metazoa; Arthropoda; Insecta; Diptera; Culicidae. Bases 340 to 1779 code for a protein of 479 amino acids. The record is from RefSeq and is a predicted model, not a curated record.
UAAAAGACUUUGGUUUCACCCUACGUUCACUAGGCCAAAUGAUGUUUUUUACUCGAUAGUGCACACCGGUUUGUAAAUGACUCGACAAGAAGUGCUGUUCACAAUUUCCGAAUAUAUCGUAAUGGUGCUGAAUAACUGCGGUUGUCAAUGAUCUGUGUAGCGAGGCAUGGGUGGCCGAAAAAGAGUUGAUUGGUGAAAGAUCCAGUAUCUUUACCUUAGAAGAAAACUAAGAAAUUGUUUAGCUGCGAAUUGCAGCGUCAUGCGUAUGAUAUGUAAUCGCAAUAAAUUUAUCCGUUAUGAAGCAUUCAAGUCAGUUACCUUGUGAUCGUGAACGGUGUAAUGACCAGCAUGCGAAUUGUGGUUUGUUGGUUUAUUGUGAUUGCCUUUAUUAAUAGUACAACAAGUUCUUAUAAUCGGGACAAACUCGAACCGAAAAAUGUAUCUUUAAACGAAGAAUUGGAUUCGGACUUCAUCAGCACGAACCGCAGUCCGGUAGUUCCAAUUGAAGAGCCUGAUUUAUCCGAUGAUGAAGUUGAGCAAGUUCUAGAGGAUAGUGGAUUUCACAAUACAGCAAAAAACACCGAUGAACCCUACACUCGACUGACGAACAAUGCGGAUAGCAGAAUCCUUCAGUAUCAGAAGUACUAUGAGCUACCGCGGACCGGUGAACUUGACCGUGACACCAAGCUAUCCUUGAAGAGACCCAAAUGCGCUCUAAGUGAACUUACCACACAAGACCACGAGUUCAAAUGGAAUAAACGUCAUCUCACCUAUAACGUCGCAAAAGUUCCGUCGGCAACCACACCGAGUAAUGUGAAAAAGCUCUUGCGAACCGCUUUUCAGCAGUGGAGCAACGUUACUCUUCUAGAUUUUACCGAAUCCAAUAGCCCGAAAGCAGACAUCAGAAUCUUGUUCGAUGAUCAUCGUUCCAAAGUGAGAGAACACCUCCGUGGUUCUGCCACGCAAGAUGCAAUCUUUACGCACGCAUCUUACCCGGAAAAGGGAGUGAUACGUUUCAACUCAAAAUACUACACGAAGAAUCGGGACGAGUUUCUCCAUACUGCGAUGCACGAAAUUGGUCACGCCCUUGGAAUGAGUCAUUCAUCAUCUCGAGCAUCUAUCAUGUAUCCCUUCCUGGAUUCCCAUUUCUCUGAGCUACCCCAAGUUGACGUUGAUGCGGUACAACUGAAAUACGGUAGACGCUAUCAAACCAGAUCGAUUCCAGAGUUUUGCAGCCUUUCAAAGUACGAUGCCGUAGUGUCCACAGCCCGUGGAUUAAUGUUCAUUGCGGGAAGAUACUGCUACCAAAUUUAUACCAAUUACACAAUUGGGCAACCGACACUGCUGAGUGAAAAGUGGCCAGGGAUUCCCGAUUCCGUGGACGCAGCCGUGACGAUAGACUUGGAAACCUUCGUGUUCAAGACUGAUCAAGUGUGGAACUUCAAAUACGAUUCGCUGCAGCAGGGCUACCCCCGGAAGAUUCGCAACACCUUUCCUGGAUUGCCGAACAAUUUGGAUGCCGUGGCGUACGAUCGAAAGUACGUAUAUGCGUUCAAGAACGAUCACUACUGGAGGUACAAUCCGGAUAAGAAAGCUGUCGAUCACACGGAAGAGGUGUCCGCUUUUGAUAUACCCAGUCGGAUUGAUGCGGCAUUGUAUGAGAAAUCGAGAGAUCGACUGUACUUCUACAAAGAUACGGAUUGGUAUUUCUAUAGCUUUAAUACGACAGAAACGGAGAAGCAUGAUACGCCCAAGUAUAACUGUAAAGAGUUCGAAUGAUGUAG